Molecule: messenger RNA, 1007 nt
Organism: Sorghum bicolor (sorghum)
Lineage: Eukaryota; Viridiplantae; Streptophyta; Magnoliopsida; Poales; Poaceae
Exons: 3
Coding region: 156-773 (205 amino acids)
Source: RefSeq, a predicted model, not a curated record
CUGCUGGGCGGUGGUUUGCGCCGCAUUUCGAAUCGAAAAACUCAAACCCCUCCCUUUUCCUCGUCUUCAUUCACCGCCGAACCCCCAACCCGAUCGAUUGCAACAUUCCCCCGCCGUCUAGGGUUUCGGUUCGAGGCUCCGAGCCCUCCCUCCCAAUGGCCAAGGUCAAGCGGUCGACUCCAGUGACCGCGCCCGCGCCCGCGCCCUUGGAGCCGGGGGUUACAGCCGCCAAGGCCAAGAAGUCGGUGUACGCCGACGCAAAGAGCCCCGCGGCGGCGGCGCCUCUGAUUGUGAUCGAAAUCUCGUCGUCACCUGACCGUUCCACGGGCUGCAGCCGCUCGACGAAGAAGGCGCGGAAGAGGCCCGCGCCGCGGACGCUCGACCUCGACGACGAGAUCGAGAUGUGGACCCCGCGGCAGAAGCAGGGCCACGACGAGGACUGCCAGAUCCUCGCCGGAAACCCCUUCUCCUCCACCACCGAGGUGGCCCCCUCCCCCACCGCCGCCAGCGACGAAAUCUCGGUCGUUGCAGAGCGAGGAAAGAUUGCGUGCAGAGAUUUCCCACAUCCGAGGUCUGCUUGUGCAAAGCACCCAUUUAGUAGAACCCCUCAUGAACGCUAUUGUGACAAGUGUUUCUGCUAUGUUUGCGACGUUGCUGCCCCAUGUGUGUCCUGGAAGGGGCAUGGAGGGCACUGCCACGCUUCGGACAGGGACAACAAGUGGAAUUCUUUGAGGUUCUUGACGCGAAAGGCAAUGAAUGCAAAGCCUAGUUGAUUUUGCCCCCUAUGCUAGAUCGGGCAAUCGACAUUUUUGCAAUCUCAGCCUGUUCUGAUGGGAAGGUUAUUGUGGAGUAGCUCGUAAAUAUGGUUAGUGCUGGUGAUAGAUCUCAUCCCAGGAUUUGAUGCAUGCAUCUGUGUACUUCCUAUCACAAACUGAAUGAUGCUCCUAUAGUCCUAUAUAAUAUAACCUUCUAUGGAGCACUAGCAUCAGUCUUGUACUCUUGCGUUC